Messenger RNA from Tetrahymena thermophila SB210, 810 nucleotides. RefSeq lists its product as hypothetical. The transcript is spliced from 10 exons. The record is from RefSeq and is a predicted model, not a curated record. Lineage: Eukaryota; Ciliophora; Oligohymenophorea; Hymenostomatida; Tetrahymenidae.
AUGAGCUUAUGCUAUACUUCUAAAAAUUCUAAAAAAUAAGAAUUCUGGCACUUAACUUAAGUAGUAAUAGACUUUUUGAUCAAGAGACAUCUAAUUUAGCUAUUGGAUUAGCAUAAUUUUAUAUCUUUAAGUAAAAUAUUUUAUGUAAACACAAAUAAAAGAAAUAAUUAAAUUGGGGAUGAAGGAGUAAUGGGAUUAGGAAGUGGAUUAAAAACUAUUCCUAAGUUAAAGAGUUUGACAUUAGAUUUAAAGGAAAAUAAUAUUUGCGAAAGCGGAGCUCAUAGUUUAUCAGAUAGCUUGGAAAAUUGUUACUAAUUAACAGAUUUAUCUUUAGAUUUUUAUGAUAACAAAAUUGAAGGCAAGGGAAUUUCACAUUUAGGAAGAGGAUUGAAAAAUUGUAGAAAUCUAAAAUAAAUUACUCUUAAUUUAUGGUAAAAUUUAAUUGAUGAUGAUGGAAUAGCACGCUUUGGAUAUGACAUAGGUAAUAUGACAUCUCUAACUAACUUUAGUAUUUAUUUAUGGAAAAAUUAAAUUCGAGAUGAGGGCAUUUCUAAUUUUGGGUAAGGAAUUAGUAAAAGUAGAAGUAUUAGGAAUCUUCUAAUCAAUUGCUGGUCAAACAAUAUUGGAAUCUAAGGUGCUUUAGGGUUUUUAAAAUAAUUAUAAAGCUGUGUGAAACUUAACUCUUUGAUUCUUGAUUUAUAAAAUAAUAAUAUUCGAAAUCAAGAUAACUACAGAUUACUCAACAAAAUAUUCAAAAUUAAAAGAUUAGUAAAAAGAUAUAUUAAGCUUUCAUACGCAAAUAAAUACUGA